CUACCUCGUAAUUGGCACUCACCUUCAUGGAAACUUCCUCAUUCUUUCCAACUUCUCAACUGUCUUCUUCGUGGUCUAAAUUUUCCCUGUUGAAGCUGCAAUUCUGAUUUCUUCUCUCUCUCUCUCUCUGUGCCAAAUCCGAACCAUCGAAGCGUGACUCAGUUUUGUCUCCCGCAUCUGAUUUAAAACCAAUUCUCGUUCGUCUUCCAUGGCUGGCAUGCUUCCCGGAGUUGAAUCUGCUCGAAGGAGACGCUUCCAUCAGACCGGGCCAUCCUCUGAUUGCCCUCAUUUCACCAGAAGACCUUCCUUGUGCUUAUAUUCAAGCAACCACGAAUUCCUUCAUUUCUCUUCUUCUCUGCAGCAAAGAAACGUAUUAUAUCAGGCGCGAACAGAUGAGAAGCUGGCAGGAGCUGCCGGAGAAGCCAAAGAAAGAUUGGAUGAGAGAUUAAGAUCAGCUCAAAAGAAAUCACUUAACAAAAGGAAAAACAUCAAAGAGAAGGAGAAAUGCAGAGAAGGAAGACCAGAGUUACACAUAGAGGUAUACGGAUCAAAGAAAAGUGGUGGAUCAAGGAUGAUGUUCAAUUGGAGGAAACUGAGCUGGAAGGCUUCAGAUCAAGAGGAUUGUGCUGUGUGCUUGGAGUCAUUCAAGAUUGGAGAGACACUGACCCAUCUUCCUUGUGCUCACAGGUUUCACUGCAGCUGCUUGGAGCCAUGGCUGCAAAAUAACAAUUAUUGCCCAUGUUGCAGAACUUCCAUUGUCAUCUCUCACUAGAUUUACCAUCCCAUUAAGGUUCUGCACUUUUGUUUCUCUUUGUAGGGAUCGGGGAUUGUGAUGAUGAAUUGAUAGGUUUCUUGUUUGACAUAUCAGGCAUAUGGAUGGUGAUUUGCAAAAUAUCAAUCAGCACCUUCCGUUAAAUGAGAAUGUGUACUAUAUAAAUCUGAACUGAGUUUUGAACGUGACGAAGUGAUGAAAAAGUUUUUAAA
Prosopis cineraria is the source of this 984-nucleotide messenger RNA. Its product is annotated as probable E3 ubiquitin-protein ligase RHY1A. NCBI's taxonomy places the organism in Eukaryota, Viridiplantae, Streptophyta, Magnoliopsida, Fabales, Fabaceae. Gene Ontology annotation, molecular function: ubiquitin protein ligase activity. Bases 209 to 772 code for a protein of 187 amino acids. Gene Ontology annotation, biological process: ubiquitin-dependent protein catabolic process. The record is from RefSeq and is a predicted model, not a curated record. The transcript has 4 exons.